This is a messenger RNA of Carlito syrichta (Philippine tarsier), 1610 nucleotides long. RefSeq names its product tubby like protein 1 (gene TULP1). The transcript has 13 exons. Gene Ontology annotation, molecular function: actin filament binding. The record is from RefSeq and is a predicted model, not a curated record. Lineage: Eukaryota; Metazoa; Chordata; Mammalia; Primates; Tarsiidae. Gene Ontology annotation, cellular component: cilium. Gene Ontology annotation, biological process: protein localization to cilium. The coding region runs from base 1 to 1416 and encodes 471 amino acids.
AUGCCGCUGCAGGAGGACACCCUCCGAGAGGUGUGGGCCUCUGACAGUGGGCAUGAGGAAGAUAUCCCGAGUCCAGAGGCCCAGCGGUGCCCCAAGCAGGAGUUUCUACCUACAGAGGAAGAGGAGGAUGAAGAGGACCACGAGGAUGAUGAGGAAGAGGAGGAAGAGGAAAAGAAAGAGAAGAUCCCUCUGCCUUCCAAGAAGCCCCUUAAAGAGAAGACUUCUACAGACGUGAAGGAGAGGAGGGCCAAGUCCCAGGGCCCAAAGGGGGACCCAGGAAGCCCUGAUGCCCCACUGAAACCUCUUCGUAUGAAGAAGAAGGAAGCCCCAGGAGGGGAGGGGACCAAGAUAAGAAAGACAAAGAAGAAAGGGUCCGGGGAGGCUGACAAGGACCCCUCCAGAAGCCCCGACAAAGCCAAGAAGAAGAGUCCGGCGGCCAUGUUUCUGGUUGGGGAAGCUGGCCCUGCUGAAAAAGCCGUGAAGAAGAAAGGCACUCCAAAAGGCCCAGAAGAGGAGAAGAAAGAGGAAGAGGAGGAGGAGGAGGAGGACACCGCUGUGGCGACCAAGAACAGCAAUCAGAAGGGCAAAGCCAAGGGAAAAGGCAAAAAGAAAGCGAAGGAGGAGAGGGCCCCGUCGCCCCCCGUGGAGGUGGACGAGCCCCGGGAGUUUGUGCUCCGGCCCGCCCCGCAGGGCCGCACGGUGCGCUGCCGGCUGACCCGUGACAAGAAGGGCAUGGAUCGGGGGAUGUAUCCCUCCUACUUCCUGCACCUGGACACGGAGAAGAAGGUGUUCCUCUUAGCUGGCAGGAAACGGAAACGGAGCAAGACGGCCAAUUACCUCAUCUCCAGCGACCCCACCAACCUGUCCCGAGGAGGGGAGAACUUCAUCGGGAAGCUGAGGUCCAACCUCCUGGGCAACCGCUUCACUGUCUUUGACAACGGGCAGAACCCACAGCGUGGAGGGAGCAGUAACGUGGAGAGCCUGCGGCAGGAGCUGGCAGCUGUGAUCUAUGAAACCAACGUGCUGGGAUUCCGCGGUCCCCGGCGCAUGACUGUCAUCAUCCCUGGCAUGAGUGCGGACAACGAGAGGGUCCCCAUCCGGCCCCGAAAUGCCAGCGAUGGCCUGCUGGUACGCUGGCAGAACAAGACACUGGAGAGCCUCAUCGAGCUGCACAACAAACCGCCUGUCUGGAACGACGAAAGCGGCUCCUACACCCUCAACUUCCAAGGCCGGGUCACCCAGGCCUCAGUCAAGAACUUCCAGAUUGUCCACGCCGAUGACCCCGACUAUAUCGUGCUGCAGUUCGGCCGCGUGGCGGAGGACGCCUUCACCCUAGACUACCGGUACCCGCUGUGCGCCCUGCAGGCCUUCGCCAUCGCCCUCUCCAGUUUCGACGGGAAGCUGGCCUGCGAGUGACCCCGGCGCCCCUCGGCGCCCCCAGGGCCCGCCAGCGUGGGGGAAAGGAUCCAGCGGAGGCUCGCAGAGCCCCUCCAGCGCAGCCUCCACGGGAGACUCCUCCUCCGUCGGGGGCUGACCCUCACCGCCGCUCGGUGACCUCUGUCCGCUCCCCAGCCUGGCAAGGCCGAGGCAGGAGGAGCUCGGGCGGCGGG